This is a messenger RNA of Esox lucius (northern pike), 1694 nucleotides long. RefSeq lists its product as uncharacterized. The transcript is spliced from 8 exons. NCBI's taxonomy places the organism in Eukaryota, Metazoa, Chordata, Actinopteri, Esociformes, Esocidae. The coding region runs from base 279 to 998 and encodes 239 amino acids. The record is from RefSeq and is a predicted model, not a curated record.
UGUAAUUUCUUUGGGCUAUUUUGCUGUAGAAACUGGCAACAUGAUAAUUUAUAAUGGCAACAUGAUAAUGAUAAAUAAAAUGCUAGUAUCAGCUUUUCAUGUUUGAGUGUAAAACGUAAUGUUACUGGAGGAGUUGGGUAGGUAGCUUGCCACAUUAAAUCGCUGUUGUUGGGGUUAGUAUUAACGGGCUGGAGCUCCAUUGUCGAUGAAAAUUACAUUCAUAAACUGACUAGUAACUCGCCACGCAGUUCUCUUCGUAAUCAGCUGCCUGUGCUACCAUGACCUCUUCGGGGUUCGGAGGUGACCGUGUGACUGCUAGCCGUGACUCCAUCUUUUCUGAGGCAAUCAAUCGGAAAAUGCGUGUCCCAGACCGGCUAAGGGUUGGGCCAGGCAUGGGUCAAGGACGUGAAGAGGAGAGGCAAUGGCGUGCAGAGCGCCCCGCAUCCUACAACAUGCACAUCCCAGACCGGCUCUCUCUCACAGAUGCCCCAGACAUGAGCCCCCGUCCACUGUUUACGCCCUCCAAGCAUGGCUCAACUUUCCCCCUGGGAUCUGCAUGGGACGCUCAGCAGCAAAGUGCCUGGAACAGAGAAAGAGAUCCUUACAUGAGGGAACCGGUGCAGAGUCCCAUGCGGAGGUCAUACAGUGACCAGGCUUUUGGCAGGGGUGACCCUGUCACUCCCAACUCCAGACACUCUUCACACACCCUCACCCCUCCUCGUAGUCAUGGUGGGGUAGAACACCCUCAGCAACCCUCUGAUAAAGAUCGACCGCCCAAGCCCCCGGGGCUCCCUGCCCCCCCACCCAGUCUCCUUUCCCCACAGACCAUGCUGCAGGCUGCCAAGGAACUGGGCCAGCAGGCUUCACAGCGCCUCCUGCAGACUGUCUCUCAGAAAUACAGGUUUAACUACCCAGAGCACCCAACGACGGCUGUGGUUGAGGCGCCCCUGUCGUGUGUCCAACCAGCCCGGAAAAGAGCCAUGCAGGACUCCUGGUGAGCACAGAUGAUGAAGGCAGUGCAGCUGUGGAGCUGAUCGUACUGAGGAGGCAGGUAUUGAAGAUGAGUCGUCGUCUGGCUGGUCUGGAGAGGCAGAACGCUGAACGCAGACAGACUGAGCUGGUGCUCUUCUCCCUUCUGGUCUCUGCCUGCCUGCUCAACGGCUGGCUCUGGAUACGCAGAUAACACCGUCUUACAUCCACGUCCUCCGUCUGCUUGGCUCACCACUGAUUUACACUUCCACCCAGCUGGGUAGUUAGUCCUCACACUUAGAUCCUGAGCACAUGAAGUGGUCCAUCGUCCCUAAUGUUGCAAGGCCAGAACAUUGGGAAAGGAACCACUGGUAAGCCUGCCUGAGGACUAUGAAGAUAGAAUGGAGCUGGAGCUGUGUGUAGCUAACAAAAGCAUUCAAUAGAUAGUCAAAGGUGGAGGCCAAUUUCAACAUGCAGAAUUGAUUUGUGUCCUGUUUGCUUAAAGGAUUGGUUGUCUCUGUGACCUUAACUCUAGUGUUUACCACCGCCAGAGGGGGUGAUAAGAAAUGAUAGUGUCACUGCUGAAGCUUUGUUACAUUGUUUUGGCUGACUAGGGAAAUCAGAUUCACGUCAGGGGUCUGUCAGUGCAGUUUAUGCAACAGCCACUGUAUGUCAGGAUACUAGUAUCUAGUACACUGGGAUGGUGGGAUUGGUCAGGUCAGGCA